Amphibalanus amphitrite is the source of this 6124-nucleotide messenger RNA. RefSeq lists its product as uncharacterized. The coding region runs from base 453 to 5738 and encodes 1761 amino acids. The record is from RefSeq and is a predicted model, not a curated record. Gene Ontology annotation, cellular component: basement membrane; extracellular region. Lineage: Eukaryota; Metazoa; Arthropoda; Thecostraca; Balanomorpha; Balanidae. Gene Ontology annotation, molecular function: serine-type endopeptidase inhibitor activity. Gene Ontology annotation, biological process: cell-matrix adhesion. The transcript has 21 exons.
AAUUUUCGUUUAACUGUGUCAUCGCUGAUGGCCUGGAAAACGGGUUUCUAACGGCGAUCUUUCGCACGUUGAACGCUCCACCCAGCGGUCUUAGAGCAAGCUUCUUGAUUCAAUAGUAUGAUAUUCCAGGACACAGCAUUUAUCAUUGCCUUAUGACUGGAAAAUGAAAUUUUAUUUCCGAUCUUCCUGGUAUGCCGCAAGCGGUGCGCCGAGUGCCGGUUUAGCCAGUGUGGACUCAGCUGGCGUACAAGUCCGCGUGGUCUGACCUAUGACUACAACCGACUGUAUGGUCAGGUCAGCUGGCCGCCCUCGGUCCAUGGUCAGCUGAUGGUGCCGUGCUGGAGCUCAGCUGAUGGCGCCGUGUCGGGACUCAGCUGACCCGCCGGGCGCCGGGCGCCGGGUCCGGCUGGGUGGGCGGUGCAGACGGGGUCACCGACCCGACCCAGUGCGGGAUGCAGCCGACCGGCCGGCACUUUCUCUGCAGACGGCCGCCCUGCGCCCUGCCUUAUCUGGACGGCAGCCAGCGCGACCCUCCGCGGGAACACGCGAACGGCACGGACGGCAUGCAGACAGAUAGUCAGACAGGCUUAGCGUGCGAGCAGCAGCUGAAGAACUCACUGCGGCGCAGUAAGUCGCUGAGCGGCGACGCGGCCCGGCGGGUGCGUCUUCCCGACUGUACCCCCGAGGGCCAGUUCAAGUCCGUCCAGUGCGACCCCUUCAAGGGAUUCUGCUGGUGCGUGGACGACAAUGGAUUUGAGCGGCCCGGCACCCGGGCACGGUCCCUCGAGCUCACCAACUGCUCCAGACAGGCCGAGUGCGCGGACGUCACCUGUCGCAUGCUGUGUCCGUACAGCUUCAAACUGGACGAGCGAGGCUGUCCGCUGUGCCAGUGCUGGGACCCGUGUCAGGAGGUGCAGUGUCCCGGGAAACUCUCCUGUCAGCUGGAAGAGAUGCCGUGCACCAACGAGCCCUGCCCGCCCGUACCCACGUGCAAGCGGCCGCGGUCACUGGAAACGCUGUGCCUGGCCGGCCGACCGCUGACGUUCGCUGAGGGUAACAGACCGUUCCUCUGCGGCACUGACCCCGGCAAACCACAGUGCCCGCCUCUGCACGAGUGUCAGGUGCCCACAGGUGCCGAGUAUGGCGUGUGCUGUCCCUCCAUGGAGAAGGCCCUGGCCCCGCCAGCCCGCUGCCCCGCGCCUCCGCUGGGUCAGAAGGAGGAGUGCGGUGUGCCCUGUCAGUUCGACUUCCAGUGCUCCAGAUAUGACACCUGCUGCCGAUCACACGAGUGUGGAACGCACUGCGUGCCGACAUCAAACAAGACCAAGUGUGAGCAGAAGCGCGAGCUGGCAGAGCUGAUGAUCAUCAACGAGAAGCAGGGUCGCGGCUACAUCCCACAGUGCGCCUCUGACGGCAGCUUCGAGCGCCGCCAGUGCUCCCGUAACGGCCUGGUCUGCUGGUGUGUCGAUGACGACGGCACCAACAUCCGAGGGACGAUGGGCGCAGCGGACACCGUCAUCUGCCAGCCCACUGAUGUGAACCGUAUCGCCGGCGGCCGCUCUCUGGGCUGCCCCGAUCUGCGCUGUGCCGAGGUCUGCCAGUACGGCCGGGUACCGGACGCCACCGGCUGCCCCAGCUGUGUGUGCGCCCGGCCCUGUGACGAGUUUGUCUGUCCAGAGGGGACUGUGUGCGUGCCGAACACUCAGCCCGGCUGCCACGGACCGCUCUGCCAGGCCACGCCCAAAUGCGUCGCUGUUGAGCCGGAGAGCCCUCCUGCCCCUGCUGAAACCAUUCCUGAGGAGAAUACUGCCCAGGAACAGCCCAAGGAGCAGAUACCGGAGAACAAACCGGAGACUGUCCCGAUCGCCGAAGACAACAUCGUACCCACCGAGGCCGCCGAGGAGUCUCUCCUACCUCUGACUGACUCCAAGGAGUCGGCUGUAACCACUGAGUCAGUAGAGUCUCCAGAGAGUGAGUUUGUUGAGUCGAGCGGCGACCUGCUGCUGGCGGGUGAGGAGUACGACAAUGUGGUGGCUCUGGACGGUGAGUGGCCAGGAGUGGAGGCUGAUCAGGCGGUCUCCCUGGACGAGUCGAGCGGGGCCGGUCCGGAGCCGGAGACGGAGCUCGUCAGUGACGUGGUGGACAGCGUGGUGAACGUCCUGAUGAGCCACUCCCAGCCGGCUGAGUCGGAGGGACAGCAGGCCAGGAGCGCCGCGCUGAGGGACUACUCGGAGCCGGAGCAGGCUGACGGUCACCGCAGCCUGGCGGCGGCUCUGCAGAGCGCUCAGUUGGGGGAGAGCGCCGCCGCGCAGCUCCAGUCGGGGAUGGAGGCGCGCGCCAGCUACCUCCGGGAGGAGCAGGCGCGUCAGCAGUACAACGUGCAGGCGCGCCACAGCGGCGGCGGCGGCUCCAGCGCGAACCAGAUCGAGGCUCUGGCCGAGGAGGAUCUGUAUCUCCUGGAGGAGGAGCAGUUGAGGGAGGAGGACACCAAGCAGAAACUCGAGAAACCAGGCCAGUGCCCGUUUUCGGUCCCGGUCGGCGCUCACAGCUGUGAACUGCAGUGUGGAUCGGACUCCGACUGUGCCGGAGAACACAAGUGCUGCUCUACGGGCUGCGGAACCCAGUGUGUGCGGCCACUGCUGGCUACAGCGUGUCAGCAUGAGAAGUCGGUGCUGGAGGAGCGCGCCCGCUCGUCUGGCGUGCCUCUGGGCCGCACCUACAUCCCUCACUGCCGCGAUCAGGACGGACUCUACUCCGAGGUGCAGUGUCACCCGGUGCUGGGCGUCUGCUGGUGUGUGGACGAGGCCGGCAGGGAGCGCGCCGGAACCCGCGCCGCCGGCCGGCACAACGUCAACUGCACAACGCCUGCUCUGUCGUCCUGCCCGCGGCUGAGCUGCCCGGUGUUCUGCCCGUCGGGCCGGCGUCUGGACGCCCAGGGCUGCCCCACCUGCCAGUGCCACCACCCGUGCGAGUCGGUGCGCUGCAGGGACGGCCUGGAGUGCCGCCCUGUGCCGGUGCGCUGUGUGGCCGGCCCGUGCCCGCCCCUGGCGCUCUGCCUGCCGCCCGUGACCGACCCCUGCCCGACGGGCCGGCCGCUGCCGGGCGCCCGCUGCGGCCCCGGCCAGCCCGCCUGUCCCGGUACCCAUCUGUGCCACAUCAGUCCCUUCCACGAGUACGACGUCUGCUGCCCCAAGCCCCGUGACGUGUGCCAUCUGCCCGAGAGCAGCGGAGCGUGCGGCCAGAGCCUGGUCCGGUGGAGGUUUGACCGAGACGCCGGAAAGUGCACCAGUUUCAUCUACAGCGGCUGUGAUGGAAACGCAAACAACUUCCACACGCUAGACGAGUGCCGCGCCGUCUGUCCAGUUCUGACUCCGUGCCAGCAGCGCCGUGAGAAGGCGGAGCUGGCUCUCGAGCUCUACAAGACGGUCUCGUUCAUCCCCAAGUGUGACGCUGUGACGGGCGCCUGGGAGCCGAUCCAGUGCCAGCCCGAGUUUGGUCUCUGCUGGUGUGUGGACUCGGAUGGACGAAUGGUGGAUGGGAGUAUGGUGGCUGGAGUUCCGAGCUGCUCAUCGCGACAGGGGCGCCGGCUGAGUCUGCUGCCGCGCCGCACACAGAUCUGUGAGCGCGGUGAGACGGUGCACGUGUGUCCGCGCUCACUGUGUGAGAACAAGGUGUGCCUGUCAGACCCGACUGCCACGUGCCGUAUUGACCCGUGCGGUCGGUGUGGGUACCGCUUCUACGACCGUGACGGCGAGGAGGUCAACUGCAGCACCGGGCUGACACAAUGUCAGCAGGAGAGGCAGCAGGUGUUGAACUCUGCCGUAUGGAAGCGUCACGGACAGUACGAGGCGCGGGAUCGCUCCUCGGUUCGUCUAUACGCCGCUCUGCUCGGAAUGUUGUCACAGAGCCCUGCCGGCUCGGGACAGCACCACUCGUCCCACCGUACCGACCUGCUGGCCGACGGCAUGGUGGUCUCGCCUCCCGUCUGUCGGGAGGACGGCAGCUACCGGCCGGAGCAGGGCGCCGCCGGGCUGAUGUGGUGUGUCACAGCCACCGGACGGCCCGUGCACAGCUCACUGACCCGCGGACUGGUCCGGUGCGGCGAGGAUGGUUCUCUGCUGGAGCGUCAGUCGCUCUCCCCCGUCUGCCCUGCCGGCGUCACGCCCAAGGUGUGCCGUCACGAGUGCCUCCGCGCCGCCUGUCCCGGCCACGAGGACGCCGUCUGUGUCGCCGAUCCGUGCAACAACUGCCAGACCACAUUCUAUAGUGUGACCGGUCGCGAGGUGCAGUGUGAGCGGCCGUGCAGCCAGCCGGUCCUCUCUGGCCAGUGCCGCGCCAGCAUCCCUCGGUUCUACUACGAUCAGAACCUGGGACAGUGUGAGCCCUUUCUCUACGGCGGCUGUGGAGGCAACGACAACAACUUCGGCUCGAUCGAGGAGUGCCGACGGCAGUGCCAGCAGCCCGUGGACGUCUGUUCUCUGCCGGCCGGCAGCGGGCCCUGUGACGAGUCUCACGUCCGGUGGUUCUACAACACCGUCUCCCAGGAGUGCGAGCCGUUCUCCUACGGCGGCUGCGCCGGCAACGCCAACAACUUCGCCUCGCGAGCGGCCUGCGAAGCGCGCUGUCCCGACCUGGUGCUAUGUCCCCAUCUGGGUGGAUCACUCAGCACGUGCAGUAGGGGACAGAGCUGUGGGAACGCCAGCUGUCCGGCCCGGCCGACGGCGACGUGCCGCGUCGAGCCGUGCUCGUGUCAGCCAUACUUUACAGACGUCAACGGAGAGCGGGUCGACUGUCAGGAGCGGUCAUCGACCAUCUGGGACAGCACGCGCGAGGUGGUGAUCGUCAACGCCCUGCCCAAGACGGUCACUGUGAAGAAGGUCAUCAAGGAGGUCCCCACCACCACGACCACUACUUCAACCACAACGUCAACCACCACGGAGAAGGAGCCAACCACCACUACUACCACUACCACAACCACUGAGAAGGCAGCCCCGGCAGCGGAGCCGGAGCCCUCGCCGGCCGCUCCGUCAGCCGCUCCUCAGUACAUCCCCGUCCCGGAGCGGGAGGACGCCCUGACCGGUAACGAACUGACCGGGGAGGACUCCGCCGCCCUGGCCGCCAUCCCCGAGGUGACCUUCCCACUGGUGUCCUCCCGCGACGCGGAGCUGUGGGGAGGACAGCUCGGACGCGCGCUGAGACCGGAGGAGCCGCAGGAGGAAUCCAGAGAGUCCACAGAGACUGUCGUGCCCGCCGCCACCGACGCUACCAACGUCGAUGACGACACUCUGCAGAAUCUCUCCGUCUCCUCCCCGGCUCCGGCCGCUCCAUCUGAGUCGUCAGAGCCGUCCGCUGAGUCUGGCGAGCCGGCGCCGCGCCGCCGCCAGGCCCGCCUGCUCGCCGGGAACAUCGACCGUCAGCUGUGGGCCGACCUGCGCUCGGGCACCAGCGAGCCCUCGGCCGCCGAGGAUCAGUACGUGCUGCAGCGCGAGGUGGUGCGCACCGAGCGGGACGGCUUCCCGCUGACGGCCGCCGUCAUCGUGGUGGCCGCGCUCAGCGUCACCGUCAUCGCCGCCGGCGUCAUCGGCGCCAUCGUGUACCGGCGCAAAAACUCAGCAGGUCAGAAGGCGGAGGCGCCCUCCACUCACGAAACGGGCGCACUCUGCAGCGGCCGCAGCCUCCACGAGCAGUUGGGACGGCAGCCGCCCAACCAGCAGCCCACCUUCCGGUGGAACUUCUGAGGCGGCCGCCGCCACAACCAGUAGUUAUCAAACCCGUCCACAGGUGGCGGGCCGAUCGCGCCGUCAGUGGAGCGCGGCGCGCCAGUGAAGGGAGCCAGGACAUUGGUCGGGCCGGCCGCCGCGCCGGCCGGCGACGGCAUCCAAGUGGCAGCGAGUGUGUGCGCGAGCAAUUAAGUUAUUUAUUGAUUACCGAUUGUCGAGAGGAGUAAGUUAACUGAGGACGUACGGGGCGUGAUGGGUCGGCGGCGCCGCCUCCCGAGCCAGUGAGAGUCUGUACACAUGUGUAUAUAGCGUCGUAUGUCCGCUGUGCAUUGUCUGUGAAUACGAGUGUCGCGAUAUACGAGAAGAGACCAUGUACGAAUAAUACACAAAACCGAUGCUCAGUA